Cylicostephanus goldi is the source of this 510-nucleotide messenger RNA. NCBI's taxonomy places the organism in Eukaryota, Metazoa, Nematoda, Chromadorea, Rhabditida, Strongylidae. The record is from the annotation of a GenBank genome assembly.
GCAGAACUGAGACGUACAACGGUUGCGGAAAUGGUAGCACAAGUUCUGAAGAGCGCCGGUGGAUUCGUUUGGGCAUGCAAGAACUAUGAUGGUGAUGUACAGAGCGAUAUCGUUGCUCAAGGAUAUGGUUCACUUGGACUGAUGACGUCGGUCUUGAUGUGCCCAGAUGGCAAGACAAUUGAAGCUGAAGCCGCUCACGGAACUGUCACGAGGCACUACAGAGAGUACCAGAAGGUAGGUAAUCCCACAUCCACCAACCCGGUAGCUUCCAUUUUUGCCUGGUCUCGAGGUCUACAUCAUCGCGGAGUGCUUGACAAAAACGAAGAACUCAAAAAGUUCACCCUCAAACUGGAGAAAGCUUGCAUCGACACUAUUGAAGCAGGAAAUAUGACAAAAGAUUUAGCUAUUUGCAUCCACGGUUCGAAAAAGGGAGCCGAGAAAGGCAUGUACCUAGUAACGGAAGACUUCCUCAACGCAAUUGCUUCAAAUCUAUCGAGCCUUGUCUCAUAG